AUGGCGCUUGACCUUGCAAAGCGCGGCGCAAAGGUCGUGAUAACAUACACGUCGGCGUCCUCCGAACACCAGGCGACGGAGCUCACGUCCCGAAUCAACGACCACCUCCCCAACUCGUCUCGAGCGACGAGCGUCCGCGCCGACAUGGGCGACACGGCGUCCCCUCGCCGCAUCGUCGAGACGUGCGUGUCGACGUUCGGCCCCCGGAUCCACAUACUGGUCAACAACGCCGGGGUGUCCGUGACCAGGCCCCUCUCCGAGCUCACCCUCCAGGACUACGAGCGCGUGUACGGCGUCAACGUGCGCGGCGCGGUGCUGCUCACGCAGGCGGUGCUCCCCUACCUCGCGCCGCGCGGGCGCGUGGUGAACGUCUCGAGCGUCGGGGCGCGCGCCGGGUUCGCGGGCCUGAGCCUGUACGCGAGCUCCAAGGCCGCGGUCGAAGGGCUGACCAGGUCGUGGGCGGCCGAGCUGGGCGCGAACGGCACCACGGUGAACGCCGUGGCCCCGGGCCCCGUGAGGAGCGAGCUGCUGGACACCAUCCCCCGCGAGAUCGUGCAGAUGCAGAUGGACAGCACCCCCGUGGAGAGGAGGGUCGGCGUGCCGCCCGAGGUGAGCAGCGUCGUCGCUUGGCUGUGUGGCGACGAGGCCGCCUGGGUGAGCGGCCAGGUCAUCAACGUCAGCGGGGGAUGGAGUAUGUAUUGA
Exophiala spinifera is the source of this 702-nucleotide messenger RNA. RefSeq lists its product as uncharacterized. The record is from RefSeq and is a predicted model, not a curated record. Gene Ontology annotation, molecular function: oxidoreductase activity. Bases 1 to 702 code for a protein of 233 amino acids. Lineage: Eukaryota; Fungi; Ascomycota; Eurotiomycetes; Chaetothyriales; Herpotrichiellaceae. The transcript is spliced from 2 exons.